This is a messenger RNA of Jaculus jaculus (lesser Egyptian jerboa), 2557 nucleotides long. RefSeq names its product choline kinase alpha (gene Chka). The record is from RefSeq and is a predicted model, not a curated record. Gene Ontology annotation, cellular component: cytoplasm. Bases 213 to 1589 code for a protein of 458 amino acids. Gene Ontology annotation, molecular function: choline kinase activity; ethanolamine kinase activity. The transcript has 13 exons. NCBI's taxonomy places the organism in Eukaryota, Metazoa, Chordata, Mammalia, Rodentia, Dipodidae. Gene Ontology annotation, biological process: phosphatidylethanolamine biosynthetic process; CDP-choline pathway.
UCGCUCGCCGCCCUCCCGCCCGCCGCCUUCGUCUCCCGCCGUCGCCCCACGCGCGCCCCUUCCCCGUUAACCGCCGCCCGGCCCGUCAAGCGAAGCCGGGUGGUACGAUCGUCGUCGCCCCCGAUCUUUCCGUGAGGCGGGCGUCCGGCCGGACCCUGAGCCUCGCCCUCUCGCGCUGCGGCCGCGCGCGCCUCCUCGGUCUCCUGUCCGGCAUGAAAACCAAGUUCUGCACCGGGGGCGAGGCGGAGCCUUCGCCGCUCGGGUUGCUGCUGAGCUGCGGUGGCGGGAGCGCGGCCCCGGCGCCAGGCGUGGGGCAGCAGCGCGACGCAGCCACGGAGCUGGAGGCGAAGCAUCUGGGCGGACGGCAGCCGCCGCCGCCGCCGCCCCUGCCGCUGCCUCCGCCGCCGCCCCUGACGCCCGCGGACGAGCAGCCCGAGCCCCGGACGCGGCGCCGGGCCUACCUGUGGUGCAAGGAGUUCCUGCCCGGAGCCUGGCGGGGCCUUCGCGAGGACCAGUUCCACAUCAGUGUCAUCAGGGGCGGCCUCAGCAACAUGCUGUUCCAGUGCUCCUUACCCGACACCAUAGCCAGCAUUGGCGACGAGCCUCGGACAGUGCUCCUGAGGCUGUAUGGAGCAAUUUUAAAGAUGGUAUUUUUGAUAAAGCUGUGGAAUGGAAAGAGGUCCUGUAAUAAAGAGGGAUCCGAACAAGCUCAGAAAGAAAAUGAAUUUCAAGGUGCCGAAGCCAUGGUUCUGGAAAGCGUUAUGUUUGCCAUUCUCGCAGAAAGGUCACUUGGGCCAAAACUCUAUGGCAUCUUUCCCCAAGGCCGACUUGAACAAUUCAUCCCGAGUCGACGAUUAGAAACUGAAGAACUAAGUUCACCAGAUAUUUCUGCAGAAAUAGCUGAGAAAAUGGCCACAUUUCAUGGUAUGAAAAUGCCAUUCAAUAAGGAACCAAAAUGGCUUUUUGGAACAAUGGAAAAAUACCUGAAUCAAGUACUGAAAAUUAAAUUUACUGGGGAGGCCAGAGUUCAGCAGCUCCACAAGUUUCUCAGUUAUAACCUGCCCAUGGAGCUUGAGAGCCUGAGGUCAUUGCUGGUGUCCACUCCAUCUCCAGUUGUAUUUUGUCAUAAUGACUGUCAAGAAGGAAAUAUCCUACUUCUGGAAGGCCAAGAGAAUUCUCAAAAACAGAGGCUGAUGCUCAUUGACUUUGAAUACAGCAGUUACAAUUACAGGGGAUUUGACAUUGGGAAUCAUUUCUGUGAAUGGAUGUAUGAUUACUCUUAUGAAAAGUACCCUUUUUUCCAAGCAAACAUUCAGAAGUAUCCCACUCGGAAGCAACAGCUCCAUUUUAUUUCCAGUUACUUGACUACAUUCCAAAGUGACUUUAAAAACCUCAGCAGUGAAGAACAAUCUGUUAUUGAAGAAGAAAUGUUGAUUGAAAUCAAUAGGUUUGCUCUUGCCUCCCAUUUCUUCUGGGGACUUUGGUCCAUUGUGCAGGCCAAAAUUUCAUCCAUUGAAUUUGGCUACAUGGAAUAUGCCCAAGCCAGGUUUGAUGCCUAUUUUGACCAGAAGAGGAAGCUUGGAGUGUGAGUGGGAAGACUGUGCCCUUUACCACUGGACUGCGGGAGGCAGCUGCGUGGGCCCUCUGUGCUGCUGUGACCAUUGCCCCUGGGCGGAAGGCCUUGGACAUCCCACUACUGAGCACCGGUGUAUGAUACUACAGACUGUAUUAAAGUGGAGUAACAUUUCUUUCAUACUUUGUUUACGCUCUCACUAGGACUCUGAAAACAUGAUUGGGAAGCAGAAAUAUAGUGCAAUAGUGCAAUAUCUCAGAACCUUCUAAUCUGGAGGCCUAUGUGAAGGGCUACAGCGACAGCAGUGUUGCUACAUUAGUCCAGUUAAAGCUGCAGCACGUCAUGACCAAGCCCUUUGUAGGUGACGUGUCAUAGAUGGUCCUUGCAAAUGAGCAGGCAUACUGUGAAGUGGCUGCACAGCUGAGCCGAGUUGCCGAGUUGUGGAGUCUGUGCAGGGGUAGCCUGGCCUAUCUCACAAGUCUGUGGGCCAGACUGCAGCUCAGCAGGGUGCACAUGAGCUGUGGGGAGUGUGUCUGCAGAUGGUGGACGUGGCCUUCCUAUGCCUGGGAUACAUAGAACUGUAUGGACUAGCAUCACUGUAGCUAACUGGGUGUGCUUUUAUAGCUCCAGCUUCUGGCUGUGGGGAGCCUCUUGGGAGCAGGCUGUAGCCCAUCCCUCAGCCAUUCUUGCCUUCCCUCUGCCUGGGUCUGGGGUUCUGCCUCUCACGGCCCCUGGCCCUUGGCUCUGUGAGGGGCCUGCGUUCCCAGUCUCACGCCUCUCAUCUCUGAUGUCACUGUAAAGAAAGACAGCAGCUGUAUGUGAGGUGUGGGUCAGAUGGAGCAGAGCUGUGAAUCCAUGUAUAUUAAAUGUCCAAUGGGAUAAAUCUUAAGACUUUUUUUUACUCUGAACUUUGAAUUGUUUUGUGCAUAUAUUUCUGCUACCAGAGACUGUAUUAUACAGAUAAAUAAACAAAUUACAAUCCAA